AACUAAACAGAAAACUUGUACCUGGAAACGAACAGUAAAUUAAUGGUGUCUUUAACAAGUCUUGGGCUCAAGUUGAAAGCGAGAGAUUCACCGCCAGCAAAAGCCGAAAGCGAUGUAGUUUGUGAAGCGUUGAUGAUGGAGCUGGAAUGUCAAAUAAAAGAGGUGGAGAGAAUAAACCGCGAGGUUGAACAAGAAAAGAAGAGGAUGGCGAACAUAGCUGAUUAUACAUGGCUUAUAUCUGCUCCUCAAAAAUCGUUUGAAAUUCCUCAAAUGGAGCGACUUGCGCUAGAGGAGUUAGCAUCGAAAGUUCGACCUGAGGAUAGCGGAGACGUGAUAUCUGAAUUCAGAAACAUCGUCGAAGGUAUACCACGGGAUGUUAAAGAGUUAUCUCAAGUGAUGCGGAGUAUAAUUGAGAAACAUUUGCUAGAAAGAUCGACUAAAAGCCAAGAUUCGACGUUUAGAUGGUUAACGAGGAGUAUGUCACAGCUAAGAACGUUAACAAACCAUGCUUCAGGCAGAGUGUACCCAGUGACAGACCUUGAGCUUCAAGAUCUACCUGAACCAAGGCGAGUGAGAAGUAUGUCUGAUUUUCCCCGUACAAAAGAAAUAUCUUUAUGAAGAUGGUAGAUUUGAUGUUAAAUUUUACUUAGAGGUGAUGUAGAACUCAUACUGCACAUGGUAAUCUCUGGAUCAUGCUCGUUUUUCUUGUUGGCAAGUUUCCUGUGAGGAAGUUUAUUAGUGUACGUAGUCCGCAGCAACUUAAUUUAUUAUUGGAAGUGUGCAUCAAGCUACAAGAAUUCGUUCUGUAAAUAUUGAUCGUCAAAUACUUGAGACGCUGUAGAUACAUGAAUAAUAACUCUUUAAACACAGGGAAAAUACUUCCCACAAGGAAGUAUGAGCUCUAGAAAUGUAGAUACAAGUCAUGUAAGUUGUUGAUACAAGUAAUGUAAGUUGUACUCAUUUAUGCUAAAUAUGGCUCUUUUGGUGAACAAUUAUAAUCCAGGUGUUGUAUUAAUAUAUAAUAGAAAA
This is a messenger RNA of Orbicella faveolata, 1029 nucleotides long. RefSeq names its product protein RD3-like. Lineage: Eukaryota; Metazoa; Cnidaria; Anthozoa; Scleractinia; Merulinidae. The record is from RefSeq and is a predicted model, not a curated record.